CAAGGAGAAAUUGAAGCAGAGGGUCCAUGUGCUCAACAUGACCUCCCUGAGGAUUGAGAACCUGACCCUCGAGGACAGUGGGCCGUACUGAUUUCAGUGCAAGUUAACAGGAGGAAAAGGAUUUGUCCAGAUUUUCCACCUAAUGGUGUAUGCUGACCAGGCUGCCAGCAGCCUUGUCAUGGGACCCUGCUCAUGGGACGGCCCGUGUUGCUGGGCCUCCAGUGUCCUGGAGUUCAUCAGUCUCCUCCUGAGUGUCUGCAGUGCUGUGGUCAAGAGUCCUGGGGCACAUGGCCCUGGAGUCAAGGAUUCCAGAGCCCACACUUAUCUGGAGGGGAUCCAAGGAGGUGCUGUUUUGUUUCAUGUGACCGAGAAGCCAGGAGUAGUUCCAGAAGCUGACCUGGAGAAGCUGUUGUGGAGCUUUGGCCCUGAGUCAGGCUACAUAAAAAUGUUUGAAGUCUCGUGGGAUGAGCUCCCAAGGUGGGUUGGCCUCCAGGAGAAAUUGAAGCAGAGGGUCCAUGUGCCCAAUCUGACCUCCCUGAGGAUUGAGAACCUGACCCUUGAGGACAGUGGGCAGUACCGAGCUGAAGCCACAUUAACUGGAGGAAAAGGAUUUGUCCAGGUUUUCCACCUCAUGGUGUAUGAGCCAGUGCCCCAUCCCCACAUCCAGGCUGGGUUACUGUCCCUCACAUCAGAAUGGUGCAAUGCAACUCUGGAGUGCAAUGUCAUUCUGGAGAAUAGGACCUCAGGGACCACAGAAGAUCUGAAGGUGACCUGGAAAAGCAGGGAGCUGGAGCAGGGAGGGACACCAGGGCCAGCCCUCAACUCCUGGACCCUGGCUGUGAGCCUGCCCCUGAGCCAGCUCAACACCAGCUUUACCUGUGUGGUCAGCAACCGGGUGGACCAGAAAACUGCCACCAAAGACUUUAGGGACAUCUGUGCCCAAGGUUCAGGUGGAUGGGACAUGGACAGGCUGCGGCCAGGCAUCCUAGGGGCUACUGUGGUUUUGUUGCUGAUUCUGGAAGCUGGAUUAUACCUUUGGAACACACGUGGGAAGAAGAGGAAGAAGAAGUUGGAACCUAGAAUAGGUGCAGGAUUGCAGGAGGAGCACAGGGCUGAUGCUGGUGAUGUCCACUAUGCAGACCUGAUAGAGCAGGAACCUCAGGGCAUCGGUGAGGUGCAUGUGCAAGAAAAGGGGCCUCUCAAAUCUGUUUAUAGUGAGGUCCGUAACCCAGGCCAGAUCGUCAAGAAGAAUUAAUUGGAGGCAGCGGGAGAAUCCGGUAUCUCUGAGCCUGAAGCCUGCAGAUACUUGACUCUCCAAGCUUCAGUCCAGUACCAGCUGUCUCUAGUCUACGUUACCCUGACUUGGCAGCCACACGCUCUAUGGGUGCUCAGGGCCUGGCUGAAUUCUGCGACCCCUCCCCAAACUGCCCUCCCAUUCAGGAUCCUCACACCUGCUGGGUGAGGGCUCUUUGCUUAUCCUCCACAAGGAUCCUACACUUGUCCAAAAACUUUCUCAAGGGGACCAUGUCUGAUUGUGCAGGUGGCAAGUCUCCUCCUCUGUGUGUCACUAGUGUGCGUAAUUCCACAAACAUGAGCCAGGUGCAGGAACUGUGCAGGGCAGUGGACUGUGCCAUGGAGGAGGGAAUGAAGACCUAGGCUCUGGGGACUGAGUUGGAGUCAAAAGCGGCAGCAUGGUGGGACCACAGAGGGGCCGUCCUGAGCAGUCUGUGCGUUUGGGGGAUGGUCAGGGCACAUUCUACAUCUUAACACAAGGUGCCUUCAUUUUUACCCAGGCUAUUCUGAACCUAAGCUUCAGCCUUAGUCCAUGGACUUAUCUUCCUGUGGAGUGAAAAGAGGAAUUUCCCUUCUCCCCAGCCUUCUGUUUCUCAGAGAAUGACCUUAAGAGCCAAAGUUGGGGGCAGCCCCUGUGGCUCAAAGGGGUAGGGCGCUGGCCCCAUGUGCUGCAGGUGGUAGGUUCAGACCCAGCCCUGGCCAAAAACUGCAAAUAAAUAAAUAAAUAAAAAGAGACCAAAGUUGGGGGUUGUCUUAGGAAAACAGCUCAGGUCUUCCCCUGGCCUGGGAUGGGAGCACUUGGAGGUAAAAGUGAUGCUGAGUGCUCCCCACUUUUCUUGGUAGGUGCUGCCUUGGGGUCUGACAGCAAAACUAUUGGGAAGGUCUGAGCCAGCUCUCCGGCUUCUCAUCCUGCCCGCAGACCCUGUUGUUCUGCUGGCUGCAUACCCUGGGUCAACCUCUUCUUUUCUCCCUGCAUCCCUGCACCUGAAAUCACUGUUUUCCUAUCCCUGUUCCUCACCUUCACCCCUGCCUGUUGAAAUGCUACCAUUCUGUCCAAAGUCCAAAGCCCCCUUCCAGGAUACAGUUCAUGGAGUUUCUGAAGUUUUGGAAACGGUCUCCCUGCUCGGAUCUUUCUGAACACUUUGAACAUUAUGGAAGGAAGGCGCCUACUCAAGAUUUCCUGGGUUGCAGCCAUGACUCUUCCUGCAGGGUGACCUGGCUCUGCACAGCAUAGUGCUCUGGUCUGGAUGAGCAGAGAAGAACUCAGGCACCCAGGGCAGGUGCUACAUGUGUGCUCAGCUCUUGGUGACAGGGGAGCCAGCAUGGGCAGUCUGCUCUUAACCAGCUCCUGGCUGACGGCGAGCUACAGAGGAGGUUCUCACAAACAGAGGGUCCUGUGCACAUUUAAACCCAGGGGGACAAGAGUGGCAAAGUGCCAAGCAGCAGUUACAGAAGCAUGACAUCACUGUGCACAGUUAUGUCAUCACAGAAAAACACAGUGACUUCUGGUAGCAUGUGGGUGAGAAAGCCCAAACAAUUUUGUCUGGCCCUGCAGGCUUCCUCAGGUGGAUAAUGGGGCUGGGGGAGGACAGAGCCAAGGAGAUGAGCACUUUUGGUGUGGAGGGCCUGGGCUGCUCUCAAACUUCUGAGCUCGAGGAACCUCCUGCCUCAGCCUCCCAGAGUGCUGGGAUAGGUGUGAGCCACCUUGCUUGGCCUGGUGAUUCCAUAAUAUUAUAAUGGAGCUGAAAAACUCCUAUUGCCUGGUAACAUCAUAACCAUCACAACGCCAUGGUGCAGUGUAUUGCUCAUGUGUUUGUGGUGAUCCUGGUGUAAACAAACCCACCACACUGCCAGUCAUUUAAGAGUCUAGCGCGUAUAAUAUGCAUAGUACAUAAUACUUGAUAAGAAAUGACUAUGUUACUGAUUUGUGUAUUUACUGUACUCUUCUUUUUAUCAUUAUUUUAUUUUAUUUUAUUUUGAGACAGAGUCUCACUUUGUCACCCUCGGUAGAAUAUCAUGGCAUCACAGCUCACAGCAACCUCAAACUUUUGAGCUUAAGCGAUUCUCUUGCCUCAGCCUCCCAAGUAGCUGGGACUACAGGUGCCUGCCACAACGCCUGGCUAUUUUUGUUUUUAGAGAUGGGGUCUCUCUCUGGCUCUGGCUGAGGCUGGUCUUGAACACAUGAGCUCAGGCAAUCCACCCACCUCUGCCUUCCAGAGUGCUGGGAUUACAGGCGUGAGCCACCAUACCUGGCCUCAUCAUUAUUUUAGAGAGUACUCCUUCUACUCAUUAAAAAAAAAAAAAAAUGCAAAACAGCCUCAGGAAGGUCCUUGGGGAGAUGUUCCAGAAAAGCACUAUUAUCACAGGAGAUGAUGGCUCCGUGCACGUUACUGCCUCUGAAGACCUUCCAGUGGGACAAGAUGUGGAUAUGGAAGACAGGGGUAUGGAUGAUCCUGCUCCAGUGUCAGCCUAGGCUCAUGUGUGUGUUUAUGACUCAAUUUUAACACAAAAUUUAAUAAGUAAAAAAAGAAAAAGCUUUUUUAACAUGGAAAAAAGUUUAUAGAUUAAGAAUAUAAAGAUUUUUUUAAAAUAGCUUUAAAUUGCUUUUGUGUUUUAAGCUCUAUUAUAAAGAAAUCUAAAAUUAAAUUUUUUUUAAAGUUUAUAAAGUAUAAAAGUUAUAGUUAGCUAGGGUUAAUUUACUACUGAAGAAUGAAAAAUAUAUUUUCAAAAUAAAUUUAGGGUAGUAGCCUAAGUGUACAGUGUUUACGAAGUCAACACCAGUGCACAACAAUGUCCCAGGCCUUCACCUUCUCUCACCACUCACUGACUCACCCAGAGAAAUUUCUGAUCUUUCAAGUUCCAUUUAUGGUAAGUGGCCUAUAUGGGGGUACCAUUUUUUAUCCUUCAUACCAUAUUUUCAGUGUGCUUUUUGAUGUUUAUAUAUAUAUAGAUACGCAAAUACUUACCUUUGUGUUGCAAUUGCCUGUAACUCUGGGAGCAAAAGGCUGCAUCAUACAGCCCAGGUGUGUACUGGGCUACACCAUCUAGGUUUGUGUAACUGUACUCUGUGAUGUUUGUAUAAUGGUGAACUAGCCUAAUGAUGCAUUUCCCAGAAUGUAUCAGCAUUAAAGAUGCCUGACUGUAUAUUUUUAUAUAUUUAAAUGGGAAGAUGUCCAUGAAAUAUUAAUUGUGUAAUAUAGCAGCAUGUAUAGGAUGACCCUUGUUACAUGCACCCUGAAAUAUUUAAUCUAUAUGGAGACUUCUUAAAAUUCAAAUAGGAAUGUAUGUGGCAAGGACAGGCUGAUAGUUUGCACUCUAAGAUAGUAAUUCUCAGCACGUAGCUGAGUAAAUGCUGAUUGAGUGAAGGAAUGAAUGAAUGAUGAGGUCCCUCAGGUUAUCAUUAUUUUGAUGUAUUUAGCAAGGCUCUGAAUCUGAUCCUCAGACUCUAAGACUGAGCCCAGAAACUUCAUCAUAUUCAUUGUCCAGGUUUAGCUUUCCUUGGAGAUGCAAAAGCUUGCUAGAGAAUGUUAUAAGACAGUGAUAGACAAAAUCAGAAUGGUUUUUCAUAAUUUACGGUAAGAAGUGUACUUUUCAACUGGACUGGAUAUUUCUGUUAGCCUGAUCAGUCAAUCCUCUUCCCAAAGACAGGCCACAUAAGGAGCUAUCUUAGCCUGUUAAUGCUGCUUUAAUGAAACACCUGAGACUGGGUAAUUUAUGAACAGCAGAUAUUUACUUCUCAGUUCUGGAGGAUGGGAAGUCCAAGAUCAAGGUGCUACUAGGAUUGGUGUCUGUGAGGACUGCUCUCUGCUUUCAAGAUGGUGCCUUGUGGCUCAUCUUUCAGAAUGGAGGAAUGCUGUGUCCUUACAUGGCAACAGGGAUGAAAGGCAAGAGAGCGGUCCCUUCAACCUUGAGCUCUUGGAUAGGGUGUUUGUACCAUUCACGAGGGUAGAGCUCACUGAUUUAAUCACCUUCCAAAGCCACACCUCUUUUAUUUAUUUAUUUUUUUUGAGAAAGUCUCAUUAUGUUGCCCUCAGUAGGGUGCCAUGGUGUCACAGCUCAUAGCAAUCUCCAACUCUUGGACUGAAGUGAUUCUCUUGCCUCAGCCUCCCAAGUAGCUGGAACUACAGGCGCCCGCCACAAUGUCCAGCUAUUUUUUGUUGCAGUUGUCAUUGUUGUUUAGCUAGUGUGCACCAGGUUUGAGCCCGCCAGCCUGCUGACUCCGUAACCACUGUGUUAUGGGCGCCGAACCCAUACCUCUUAAUGUUGUUGCUCUGGGCCUUAAGUUUACACAUGAGUUUUGGAGGUGACAUCAUCAUUAGAACCAAAACAGAAGCCAAAAUAUCAGUGGGCUGCUUGGGGAGCCAGGAGUCAGGGAGGGUGGGCAGAUGCUGCUGGUGUGGAUUUCACCAGCCUUCUGGAUUCUGCACUCUCCAUUUCCAUGUAAGAUUUACUUGAACAGGGCACAGGUUUCUCCUGCCAGCCUAACAGAGAACUUCAUUUAUCUGUCAUUCGCCUUUCUUUAUCCUCCAUGUCUUAUUAACCUUCCUCCUGAUUGAUGUUUCUUCUUUGAUUAUAUUCAUAAUGAGAGUAAGUCGGGCGGCACCUGUGGCUCAAGGAGUAGGGCUCUGGCCCCAAAUACUGGAGGUGGCGGGUUCAAACCCGGCCCUGGCCAAAAACUCUAUAAUGAGAGUAAGUCUUACCUCAUCUAUGAGUUGGAAUAGCUACAUGCCUCUCCUGUACUCCAGAUGGGUGGCGUUUUAUUUCAUUUACAUACACCACCACCUCCACCAAUAACACCACCAAAAUUCCCACCCACUGCUACUUCCCUCAUUUCUUUUUUUUUUUUUGUAGAGACAGAGUCUCACUUUAUGGCCCUCGGUAGAGUGCCGCGGCCUCACACAGCUCACAGCAACCUCCAACUCCCGGGCUUAAGCGAUUCUCUUGCCUCAGCCUCCCGAGUAGCUGGGACUACAGGCGCCCGCCACAGCGCCCGGCUAUUUUUUGGUUGCAGUUUGGCCGGGGCCGGGUUUGAACCCACCACCCUUGGUAUAUGGGGCCGGCGCCUUACCGACUGAGCCACAGGCGCCGCCCUACUUCCCUCAUUUCUAAGUUCUAGCAGAGGGUGUGGAGGGAGCAUACAUCUUCUUGAUACACCAUAUACUACCAGCUAAAUCACCAAUCACAAUACUCAGUGAGAAAAACUGAACUGGUGAAUGAGAUUUGGUAGUUCUAAAGGUUGGAAUCUUCAUCUGAUUUAUCACUAAGCUGUUCAGUAAGCAAAAUAGCAACAAUGAAACUCUAAGAGAAUGCAGUACGUAAUUGAUGUUCAAUUUAAAAAUCAUCAUGAAAUGACACAUUUCUGGAAAAAUAUAUAUUACUAAGAUUUAUCUACAUCUCUAACCUCAAAAAACCAUCACAGAAAAUAUUUUAACACACAUAAGUAUUACUAUUUUCUUGAUUAAGGGCAUAAGGGCCAAAUCCUAUUAACAGUGGAUUUCUUGAAAUCUUUGAAGAAUAGCUCAUUUCUGUGCUAACCAUGAGUUUUAAAGCUGGAAAGAAGAUACAGGGCAUUCAUUUAUGAUUUAUAAUACUUGACAUCCAGUCGUUAAGGCUGCGUGAGCAACUCUCACUUCCCUUCUUCUGCUGGAAACUUUCCUAAUGAACUCAACUCCCAGCAUCCCAUGGAGCCCGAGAUGCAGAAGGCCUUUUGGCAGCAGGGUGCACAGUAGUGGGAAUCAGAAUGAGCUCUAGCCCCUGUAGGCUCAGAGACAGAGGAGGGAGAGUGAGGGAGCUUCUGGGAGACACGUUCAUUGCUGCUGUGCUCCCUGCAGGGGCCGGUGCAGUGUCAGGUGCUCGGCUCCACCUCUGGUUCUGAGAAGCUGGGACUCUGGGUCUGGGAAUAAUCCUUUGUGGUUUUGACGCAGAGAGUUUCCUAGAGUCUAAAAAUGUUCCCUUUGGAAGGAAACUCAUCACCAGGUCCUACUCCAAUCUGUGCUUUAAAUCAGCAGUCCCCAGCAUUUUUGGCACCAAGGACAAGUUUCAUGAAAGACAAUUUUUCCACAGCCUGUUGGACCGGGUGGGGAGGCAGAGGGGACAGGGAGAUAGGGGGAUGAUUUGGAGAUGAUUUAAGUGCAUCCCAUCUCCACCUCAGAUCAUCAGGCAUUAGAUUCUCAUGAGGAGAGCAAUCUAGAUCACUCAGAGUCGCAGUUUACAAUAUAGAGUUCGUACUCCUAUGAGAAUCUAAUGCUACCACGGAUCUGACAGGAGGCAGAGCCCAGGCAGCGAUCCCAGUGAUGGGGAGCAGCUGUAAACACAGAUGAAGCUUCACUCAUUCACACACUACUCACCUCCAGCUGUACGGCCUGGGUCUUAACAGGCCAUGGACCAGUACUGGUCUGGGGCUUGCAGGUUGGGGACCACAGGUUUACAUAACAACAACCCCACCAAGUGACCAUGCUGGUAACAGGGACCUCACGGUGCCCCAGAGCAGUCCAUUCCAUUUUCGAAUGGCUCUAACUAUGGAAAGCUGUCCUCUAAUACUGUGAGUGAAUUGCUUACCACUCCAGCUUCCUCCUCCGAGACUAGUUUCCCUUUUGAAGUCACUCAUGGCCAAUAUGACUCUGUGUUCACUCAAAGACACUUCAAGAGGGACUUGAGUAAAGCAGAAAUGAGCAUCAGUCCAUGUAUGCCUGCUUUUUUCCCCUUCUUAAAAGUCCUGAUUUCUCCCUCCCUAGACCCCCUUCAUGGUUUCCUAGGGCACAAAUCAACUUUUGCUGUCUCUGGAUUUCCCAAGGGGUUUGGAAGUUUGGAUAUCACAUUUCCUGAGAAGUGUGAGCACCCCACCUACCCUCAGUCUUUUGGGAGAAGAGUGUUCCCAGAACUAGAACUAGAAACACAAUAUUGGCUGGCUGAUUUCCUGAGUACCACAGAUGUCCCCAAGGCCUUUGGUGGCAGUUUUCUGGUCCACGUGGUUGCUGACCCUGGGCCAGGGCCCGGGGGUCAGGGGCUGGUCCUGGCAUCCUUCUUUGCCCCAGAUCCCUGGGGAGGUCCCUACUCUCCCAAGUCACAGUUAAGUCCCUCAUGACCCCUGGGGCCCUUCACUCCAAGGUGAUGUUUCACAAGCCUAGUGUGAUGGAUGGUGCAGGGGCUCUGGGGCAGGAAGGGACAGGAGAAUUGUGACUGCAUUUGCAGGGCAGCCUCUCCAUUCAUCACAUCAGUUGUCUCACCUAACCCAUGGUGGGGCACCUCUCACCCAAAGAAACGGGCUUGGAGAAGUGAAAUGGUUUGUCCUAAGUCAUAUACUGAGAAAGGGCACAGAGUGCCAGAUUUAGAGAAGGGAUGGCAGCUAGAGCCUCUCGGCUCCCUUCACCCCCUCCCCCUGCCCUCUGCACACCUUAUCGUAUCCUUCACAACCUCACAGCACUUAGAAGGUGAGAAGAAAAUGUCUUGGGCAAAUACCUCCCACAUGAAGAAUUUGCAAAGGAGUUUCUGAAAAUACACUGUGAGACUCUUAAGCUCUGAGAGACUCUGAAGGCACAGAAAGGGUAGCAUUUGAAGAAGAGCUGGAAGAUGAUUUUUUCUGUGGGGGAGAGCUAUGUUUUCAGUUGCCUUGCCACCCCCUGAGUGCCGGCUCCUCACCUCACCUCAAUCCUGGUAACAGUGGGUGAGAGAGCCUGAAGUGAGUCCCCUGCAGCCUGGGGAUACACUGAAUAGGUGUCUGAUCUGCACCCGAGACAGCCAAAAGAGGAGGUGCUGCUGAAACAGCCUGUGGUGGCAGAUGGGGGGUGAGGGCUGCCAGCAGGGAAGAAAUUGCAUCACCAUGGAAAAGCCAAAUGAACAUAUUCUUUAUCAUGUAGAUGCAGGACCUUAAGAGAACUUUGUUGAGAGAGCCACAUGGAGGAGGGAUAGAACCCAACAGAAAGGGACCAGCCAAGAACUAGGGGCCAGAGAGAGAGCCAUCAGUGGUCACCCUGAGAGUGCAUUACCUGUGAGGAAGCAGGUGGCAACUUCCCAGCACGGAGAAGGAGGAUGUCCAAGAAAGCUGUGAAAAUGCCCCAUGAGACAGAAAAUCAGUGUAGACACUGUCAGGCCCAGAGAACCAAUUGCUGGAUGACCACAAGCCAUCAGGAAGGCCGUCCUGUCUCCUCAG
This is a messenger RNA of Nycticebus coucang (slow loris), 9442 nucleotides long. RefSeq names its product T-lymphocyte surface antigen Ly-9-like. The record is from RefSeq and is a predicted model, not a curated record. The coding region runs from base 143 to 1255 and encodes 370 amino acids. The transcript has 7 exons. NCBI's taxonomy places the organism in Eukaryota, Metazoa, Chordata, Mammalia, Primates, Lorisidae.